Molecule: messenger RNA, 3276 nt
Organism: Aspergillus saccharolyticus JOP 1030-1
Lineage: Eukaryota; Fungi; Ascomycota; Eurotiomycetes; Eurotiales; Aspergillaceae
Product: putative MFS transporter
Exons: 7
Coding region: 1-3276 (1091 amino acids)
Biological process (GO): transmembrane transport
Cellular component (GO): membrane
Molecular function (GO): transmembrane transporter activity
Source: RefSeq, a predicted model, not a curated record
AUGGGGUUUUUGGGGAGGAAAGACGGCCCUAGCAGUCCUGCUGAGGAUGUCGACGCCAUAGUCGAGGCCCCGAGUGAUGGCGAUCCGGAGAAGCAGCAGCCGAUGCACCGCGAAGAAGCCCACACAGCACUUCCGCAAUGUCAUCGAGCAUCACGAUCUAUAGAUCCUGCACUUGAAGCUCGAGUGCUGAGGAAACUGGAUCUCAGGGUCCCGACCCUGUUAGGAUUUCUAUAUCUUCUAUCCCUUCUUGAUAGAAGCAACAUUGGAAAUGCCAAAAUUGCAGGAAUGGAAGAGGAUCUUCAUCUCACUGGGAAUCGAUACACCUGGCUCUUGACGAUUUUCUACAUAUCGUACACGCUCUUUGAGUUCUUGGCGCUGAUGUGGAAGAUAAUGCCUCCGCACAGAUGGGCAGCUAUCACUGUGUUGAGCUGGGGUGUUGUGGCAACGUGCCAGGCGGCAGUGCAAAACUGGGGCGGUCUGAUGGCUCUGCGAUUUCUGUUGGGCAUGUCGGAGGCUGCCUUUGGCCCAGGAAGUCCCUAUCUGCUAUCAUUCUUCUACCGCCGCCACGAAUUAGGGCUUCGAUGCGGCAUGUUCUUGUCCGCAGCGCCUCUGGCAAACACCUUUGCCGGUGCUCUGGCUUACGGUAUCACCUCCGGACAUGCUAAGAUAGCGAAUUGGCGACUGUUGUUCCUGGUGGAAGGCAGCCCGUCACUCUUGGCGGCUGUUCUAGCUUGGUUCUACCUGCCAGACCACCCGUCAUCCGCACGUUUUCUGACGGAAGAAGAAAAAGAGGUUACGCGGGCCAGGUCACUUCGACGGAGUGGUGAGAGUGAGCGCGUCAGCGGCAUCGACUGGCGGGAACUGGGCCAGACGUUGCUGGAUGCGAAGGCGUGGCUUUUGGCGUUCAUGUACUUCAGCUGCAACGUGAGCUUCUCAUCGCUGCCCGUCUUCCUGCCAACGAUCCUGGAGGACAUGGGAUUCACCUCCAUCAACGCUCAAGGUCUCACAGCCCCGCCGUUCUUUGCGUCCUUCCUCGUCACGAUUGCUACGACAUGGGUCGCGGAUCGCAUCCAGCAGCGAGGUCUCGUGAUUGCUUGUUCGUCGCUGGUCGGGGCUGUGGGCUAUGUAUUACUGGCGGCCUGCAGCUCUGUUGGGGUCCGCUACCUUGGCGUGUUCCUUGCUGCCAUCGGGGUGUUUCCGUCCAUCGCCAACAUUCUGCCUUGGACUCUGAAUAAUCAAGGCUCGGACAGCCGACGAGGCAUGGGAAUUGUCAUUCUCAACGUCAUUGGCCAGUGCGGUCCCUUUCUGGGGACGAAUGUCUUCCCAUCCGGCGAUGCGCCUCGCUACACUCGGGGCUUGUCGAUCUGCGCGGCCUUUAUGUUCUUCAACACGAUUCUUGCAUUAUGUCUACGGAUGCUUCUGGCCUGGGAAAACCGGCGUCUCGAUCAGCGGUAUGGAACGGUGGCGGAAUGGGGAGCUGGAGCCAAGGAUGAUACCGCUGUGGGGGAGGAGAAUUAUGGGGCAGGUUUCCGAUAUGUGUUCAAUGGCAUCCGCUUCUCCAUAACCGACCUCUCCCCACCAACCGCCCGCAUCAUGCCCAUAGUCUACCAAUCCCGCGCCGGAAUCUCCCUCUACGACGCCCAGUUCUCCACGACGAAGUUUUCCUCAUCCACCCCCCAAGACAGCCCCCGCAACCCAAUCCCCUCGGAAAUUAUCAGCCAAGUCCUCGACCACCUCGCGCACUUCCGCACCACGUGCGCCGAUUUCGGCGUCCCGGACAGCAACAUCCACGUCCUCGCCACGGAAGCGACGCGCACCGCGCCCAACUCGGAGGCGUUCCGGGCCGCGAUCCGCGCGCACACCGGCUGGGAGGUGCGCCUACUCGACAAAGAAGAAGAAGGGCGGAUCGGGGCGCUGGGGAUUGCGAGCAGUUCUGCGUCCGUGGCCGGCGUGGCGAUGGAUCUGGGCGGGGGCAGUACGCAGAUCACCUGGGUGGUCGUGGAGGAAGAUGGGGCGGUGCGAACGAGUGAGCGCGGGGCGUUCAGUUUCCCGUACGGCGCGGCGGCGCUGGGGCGGUUGUUGGAGGAGGCCCACCGCAAGGGCAGCGGGGGAUUGCAGGAGCUAAGGGAGAAAAUGACGGGGGAGUUCCGAGAGGCAUACCGAGAGUUGGCGGUGCCUAAGACCUCCGCUUUCCCUCGACAUUCCGGCACCGAUACCGCGACAGCAGGAAUGAACCUCUACCUCUGCGGCGGCGGGUUCCGCGGCUGGGGAUACGUGCUCAUGAAGACCUAUUCCCAGAAACAGCACGCGCCCUACCCGAUCCCCAUCAUCAACGGGUUCCGGGUCCCACGCGCGGACUUCCACGACACUGCCGCCGUGCUGGCGGAGACGGCGGGGUCGGCAGCGGCGGCGGGGGCAACCUCCCCAGAUGAUAACAUCUACGGAGUCUCGAAGCGCCGCGCCUCGCAGAUCCCCGCCGUGGCGUUCCUGGUGGACGUCAUCAUGGCCGCGCUGCCGGAUGUCACGCACGUUCAGUUCUGCCAGGGCGGCGUCCGCGAGGGAUUUCUGUACGAUCGCUUCCUGCCCAAGGCCAUGCGCGCGCAGGACCCGUUGCUGGCGGCGACGCUGCCGUAUGCGCCGCCGUCCGCGGAGGCGAUGCAGGCGCUCUUGCGGUCCGCGCUGCCGGGGCCCAACACGUCCUCGCCGAACGCCUCGCUCCGUCCACCGGAAAGUAUCCUCAAGACAAAUCUGCUCCCUGCGCUGGCGAAUUUAUUGUUCGCCCAUGCGAAGGUGCCCCGGGAGUCGCGGGCCGCCGCCGCGCUGCACAGCACGGCGACGGGGAUUCUGGCGGCCACGAAUUGUCUGUCGCAUGUGGAGCGCGCGCUGAUCGCGCUGGUGCUCUGUGAGCGCUGGGAUGGGGAUCUCGCGCCCACCGACGAGGUGUAUUAUCGGCAGCUGGCGCGGUGCGUAUCGCACACGGAGGCGUGGUGGUGUCGCUAUUUGGGUCGCGUGGCGGCCAUGGUUGGGGAUGUGUACCCUGCGGGACGGGUGCCCGAGGGGACGCAGUGGAGGGUGCGCUUGGAGGCGGAGUGGGGCUCGGUCGAGAAGAAGGAGGAGGUUCGCGAUGUGUUGCGCUUGACGGUGAGGCGAGGUGAAGCUGUUACGUCCAUGUUACAUGCGAUUUUGAAGGGGAGGGCGGAGGGACUGGAGAAGGUGGGCAAGAAGAAGCAUUGGGUCCAUGGCCAGGGGGUCAAGGUGAAGGUCACUGUUGUGUAG